AUGGAGUCUUUGAAACCGACUUGGUACCAUGAGCUUCUUGCUCUGGGUGCUCUGUCUUUCCUGACGACUUUACAUGAGUCUUCAUUGCAGACCGCCGCUCGGUACCUGAUCGCUCUGCUCGUGGCGCGGCACGUUAUCAGGGCAGUGUACUACCUCUUCAUCUACCCGUACUUCUUCUCUCCUCUCAGCCACCUCCCAGGACCAAAGGACCACCACUUCCUUGUCGGCGACCUCAUAAAUCAGGCCAGGUCAGGGAACCCCAUUGAGCCGUAUCUCUCAUGGACGCGACAAUGGCCAAACGAGCCGCUUAUCAAGUUCACCGGCUUCGGCAACUCAGACUGCCUCAUCAUCAAUGACCUAGAAGUCUUCAAAGAGGUCUUUCAGACAAAGAGCUAUUCGUUUAUCAAGGCGCAGUUUAAUACCCGCAUCAUUGUGCAAGUGACGGGGACUGGGAUGGUGUUUGCUGAAGGAGACUUGCACAAGGCCCAGAGAAAGUUACUAUCGCCCUCGUUUUCUCUCACCAAGGUCAAGAAGGCGAUCCCACUCUUCCAAAGCAAAGCAAAGGAGCUCGUUCAACUCUUUGAUAAGGAGAUUAAGUCUCAAGAGGGCACCGUAGACAUGUCCCAAGCCUUCAGCCGCGUCACAGUCGACAUCAUAGCAUGGUGGACCCUCGGCAUCGACCUCCAAGCAACCCUAACCCACUCCUUCUUCCACCAAGCCUACCACCGGAUGUUCGAUCCGUCCCUCUUCGGCGGCAUCCUCAUGGUCAUGAACGCCUACGUUCCAGGAACCCGCUCGCUCCCUUUCGAAGAGAACCGCGUCUUCAACGCCUGCAGCGGCGGCGUCCGCUCGCGCAUAAGAGAAGUCAUUCGUGAGCGCUUCGCGGAAAUCGACGAGGUCCCGGGUGGCAGCGGUGGUGAUGGUAAAGGCGCGGAAAAGACCCGCGACAGACCCGAUCUCCUAACGCACAUGAUCCUCGAAUCCAGGUCCAUCAACGAACCCUGGUCCGAAGACGAAAUCCUCGAAAACUGCCUCAACAUGAUGGUUGCAGGCCACGAGACCUCCGCCACGACGCUCACCUGGGGCACGCACAUCUUCACGCUCUACCCGCACAUUCAAACGCGCGCCAGGGCCGAAGUUUUGCGUCUCCUCAAGAAGAACCCGACGCCGGACUAUCUCGAUCUCGAAGAGGGUCUGCCCUUCAUCGACAACCUCACGCGCGAGAUCCUCCGCUUCUACGCACCGGGCGUCCUCGCCGCCCGCGAACCUGUCGAAGACGUCACCGUCGGCGGCACUUUUAUCCCCAAGGGCACCCCGCUCUACAUGUUCCCAGCCCUCGUCACACGGAACAAACGCAUCUGGGGCGAGGACGUGGAUGUCUUUGACCCGGACCGCUGGGACCGGCUCGAGCGGACGCCCGCGAGCAACCCGCUCGCCUUUGCGACGUUUUUGGCCGGGCCAAGGCAGUGUAUCGGAAAGGCGUUCGCGCUGAUCGAGAUCAAGGUGCUCUUCAUGGCAAUUUUGAGUAAUUUCAAGUUUGAGGCCGCGGUGGAUCCUGAGGAUAUCGAGUUUGUUAAUCCUAGUCCUGUUCUGAGGCCCAAGGGGGGUUUGAAGGUGAGGGUGCGACGGCUGGAGGCGGGUGAUGUCGAGGAUGCGUUCUUGGAAUGA
Molecule: messenger RNA, 1668 nt
Organism: Colletotrichum costaricense
Lineage: Eukaryota; Fungi; Ascomycota; Sordariomycetes; Glomerellales; Glomerellaceae
Product: cytochrome P450
Exons: 4
Coding region: 1-1668 (555 amino acids)
Molecular function (GO): heme binding; iron ion binding; oxidoreductase activity, acting on paired donors, with incorporation or reduction of molecular oxygen
Source: RefSeq, a predicted model, not a curated record